Messenger RNA from Lagenorhynchus albirostris (white-beaked dolphin), 1575 nucleotides. It is a transcript of the gene IL1RAPL2, whose product is annotated as interleukin 1 receptor accessory protein like 2. NCBI's taxonomy places the organism in Eukaryota, Metazoa, Chordata, Mammalia, Artiodactyla, Delphinidae. Gene Ontology annotation, biological process: signal transduction. The transcript has 7 exons. The coding region runs from base 82 to 1575 and encodes 497 amino acids. The record is from RefSeq and is a predicted model, not a curated record.
UCAGGUCUGUGCUACAAUAGCAGGAUCCGUUAUUUGGAAAAAUCUGAAGUCACUAAAAGAAAGGAGAUAUCCUGCCCAGACAUGGAUGACUUUAAAAAGUCCGAUCAGGAGCCUGAUGUUGUGUGGUACAAGGAAUGCAAGCCAAAAAUGUGGAGAAGCAUCAUAAUACAGAAAGGAAAUGCCCUUCUAAUCCAGGAAGUUCAAGAAGAAGAUGGGGGAAAUUACACUUGUGAGCUUAAGUAUGAAGGAAAACUUGUAAGAAGAACAACUGAAUUGAAAGUUACAGGUAAGCCUCUGAACAUCCCUUGCAAAGCAUUCUUUGGAUUCAGUGGAGAGUCUGGACCAAUGAUUUACUGGAUGAAAGGGGAGAAGUUUAUUGAGGAACUGGCAGGUCACAUUAGAGAAGGUGAAAUAAGGCUCCUCAAAGAGCAUCUUGGAGAAAAAGAAGUUGAGUUGGCACUCAUCUUUGAUUCAGUGGUGGAGGCUGACCUGGCAAAUUAUACCUGCCAUGUGGAAAACCGAAAUGGACGAAAACAUGCAAGUGUUCUGCUGCGUAAAAAGGAUUUAAUCUACAAAAUUGAACUUGCAGGAGGCCUGGGAGCAAUCUUUCUCCUCCUUGUAUUGCUCGUGGUCAUCUACAAGUGCUACAAUAUUGAAUUGAUGCUCUUCUACCGACAGCAUUUUGGAGGUGAUGAAACUGCAGAUGACAACAAGGAAUAUGAUGCCUAUCUCUCUUACACAAAAGUGGACCAAGAUACUUUGGAAUGUGACAACCCUGAAGAAGAGCAGUUUGCUCUUGAAAUACUGCCAGAUGUGCUAGAAAAACACUAUGGAUAUAAACUCUUCAUCCCAGAAAGGGACCUAAUUCCAAGUGGAACCUACAUUGAAGAUCUCACAAGAUGUGUUGAGCAAAGCAGAAGACUUAUUAUUGUGCUAACUCCAGACUAUAUUCUCAGACGAGGAUGGAGUGUUUUCGAAUUGGAAAGCAGACUCCAUAACAUGCUAGUCAGUGGAGAAAUCAAAGUGAUUUUGAUUGAAUGUACAGAAUUAAAGGGGAAGGUGAAUUGCCAGGAAGUGGAAUCACUAAAGCGCAGCAUCAAACUUCUGUCCUUGAUCAAGUGGAAGGGACCCAAGAGCAGCAAAUUAAAUUCUAAGUUUUGGAAGCACUUAGUAUAUGAAAUGCCCAUCAGGAAAAAAGAAAUGCUUUCUCGGUGUCAUGUUCUGGACUCCGCAGAACAAGGACUUUUUGGAGAACUCCAGCCUAUACCAUCUAUUGCCAUGACCAGUACCUCGGCCUCUCUGGUGUCAUCUCAAGCUGACCUCCCAGAUUUCCACCAUUCAGAUUCGAUGCAAAUGAGGCACUGUUGCAGAGGUUAUAAACACGAGAUGCCAACCACCACCUUGCCAGUACCUUCCUUAGGCAACCACCACACCUAUUGUAACCUGCCUCUGACACUACUCAAUGGACAGCUACCCCUUAAUAAUGCCCUGAAAGAUACCCAGGAAUUUCAUAGGAACAGUUCCCUGCUACCUUUAUCAUCCAAAGAGCUUAGCUUCACCAGUGAUAUUUGGUAG